This is a messenger RNA of Corticium candelabrum, 5115 nucleotides long. RefSeq lists its product as uncharacterized. Gene Ontology annotation, biological process: lipid transport. The transcript has 22 exons. The record is from RefSeq and is a predicted model, not a curated record. Gene Ontology annotation, molecular function: lipid carrier activity. Lineage: Eukaryota; Metazoa; Porifera; Homoscleromorpha; Homosclerophorida; Plakinidae. The coding region runs from base 90 to 5024 and encodes 1644 amino acids.
CAGAUUUUGAUUAAACAACCAAGUCUUUGAUCACAGCCUCAUUCUCAUCAAAUCCUUGUGGAGUCAACAUCGAUUCAGACUUGGACAAGAUGAGGAUUCUAGCGUUUGCUUUGUUGGUCACAUUGACUUAUGCAACUCCACGACCUUGCAAUACAGGGCGCGAACUCUACUAUUCUUAUGUUUCUGAGGCAUUACAAGGCAUUCCUGGUACAUCACCUUUUCAACCAGGUGUAAGGAUGGAGAUGAACUUGCGUGUGAGGACACUGGAUGGGUCUAACGUGAUGGAAUUGAAGGUUACAGACUGUAGCAGCUUUGCAAUACCAACAAUGACUGUUCAACCUUCAACAAAACUGUGUGAAGCGCUGAAGAUGUAUCCAUUGCUAUUUGAAAGGAAAAAUGGUCAAAUCUAUGCUUUACAUCCUCAUGAAGAGGAGCCUGAUUAUAUUCUCAAUGUAAAACGAGGUAUUCUCAGUGCUGGGCAAGCUACCACUAAGGGUUGGGAUGACAUCGAAACAGUUGAAGAGGUUGAUGUUCUGGGCGAUUGUUGGACUGAUGUCAGAGAGUAUCACACAGGAAGUGAAACAUAUGUAUUGAAGAGUCGAGAUACAACCAAAUGUCAACGAUGUACCUACUUGAACAGGCCUUCACUCAUAUUUACUCCCACCAUAGACCAGGAAGCAAAGUUCGCUGUUGGUCGAAUGACAGCUGAAUACAAAUUUUUAAAUGAUGAAGACUACUUUACUUAUGCGAAUGUGACUCAAUAUGAGGAAUUGGCUCCACUCAGCAAGGAGGCUGGGCGCAUCACCAGCACUCUUAGACAAACGCUUGUGUUACUGAAGACAGCUGAUCUCGAGUGCGAGCAGAAAUUUACAACCUCUGGCCGUUUGUUUGACUUGAGAUUUGACUGUCAAGCCAAGUUUCCAGAUCGUGAUACUGUAUCUCGAUAUGAAAAAGCAAGGACAAUCAUCGAGAGUUUGCCUGAUGUUCAACCUCACGCUGUUCCUCUUGUAUUCAUGAAAGUAAUUGACUACAUGCGCCAGCUGAACAGAGAUGAACUUUUGAACCUGAGAAAUGAGUACUAUAAACCAGAAGCACAAGAAAAGAUGAAAAAAUACCAGCGUGAUAUUAAGGAAAUGAAAUUUUUGUUUCAGAAGAAUAUACAUUUGAAGCAUGAGUUCUUUUUGGAUGCUCUGAUGUUUGUUCAAACUGAUCCAGCAGUGGAAAUGAUUGUUGAGUUAACUAAAGACUUCCAACUUAUUAAGUCUCGAAGGUUGGAGCUCACUCUUAGCUUGGCUGCUACACAUCUGGAGUAUGUUGAUCCAUGUAAUCUACUUCUAUAUACUACGAAACUGGUCACCAACAAUAGAGAAAAUGAGACUAUGAUACUUGUCUUGGGUACAGUUCUUGGUCGAGUCUACCAUAGUGAAAUGGACAAAUGCAGACUUGAAGUCAAGAAAGCAACAGAUCUUCUGCUCAAUACGAUGAGGGAGUCCAUUGCUGAGCUUCCUGUUGAAUUUGAUCUUUCUGACCUUCAGAACAAGACAUACAGAAAGCCAUACAAACUGGCUAUACAUGCCAUUAAAGCUCUCAAGAAUGCAAGAAUUCCAACUGCAAUUACUGAACUCAAGAAAGCUGUUACCAAUAUGAAACUACUUGUAGAAGGUCGAAUCCAAGCUCUUUAUGCAUUGAAGGAAACCUCUAUAAGAGCACCUGAGUUGGUUCGAUGGUAUGCGUUUGACUUGUAUAUGAAUACAUCUGAGGAUGAAGAGCUUCGUAUUGCAGCCUUCAAUACAUUUAUACACACUAUCAACAGUCGCUACACUGUCCCUCGUGAUCUAAUGAUGAAGUUUAGGAAUUCCAUGUUGACUGAAAAGAGUGAAAAUAUCAAGAGCUAUGUUUGCAGCUAUGCACAGAGCUUGAUCCACGCUCGAGAUACGUCACUUCGAAAACGUCGUGAGGCUGUAUACUAUCUUUGGAAAUCAGCUGAUGUGUUUCCCAUUUGUGAAUCUGCUGACAUGAGUUACUCACAGUCGAAGUCCAUUCGUGGCUAUGCCUCUCUUGCUGACCUUCCAAUGACUCGUCCUCUACCUCGCGAUGUGAUGGGAGCUGGUGUGACAAUUACAUCAGUUUAUAAGGAUUCCAGCUACAUUCCACGUGCUUCUUCAAUGAAGGUGAAAGCCAGCAUGUUUGGUUAUGAAUUUGAUGUAUUUGAGACUGGUUUCCGUGCGUCUGGUAUUGAGGAACUGAUUCGCCAUGUAUUUGGCCCCACUGGCUACAUUUUGAGAGGCACACGCAAGAGCAAUAUCAGUGGCCUUGCAAGACAUGAUGACUUUGAUUAUGACAGACCAAGACACAAUGUAUCUGCAGCUGGUUACCUGAAAUUUCUUGGACAGGAGUUGCUAUGGGAACAGAUUGAGGAAGAUGAGAUCAUGGAACACUUGUACAAUGAUGCUGACAUUACCAAACUACGCAGUCUUAUCACUGAAGCCAUGUUUGAAAAACUCACUUAUAGUUCAUUUAUUUCCAAAUCAAUGGAGUUUAUUCAACAUUGGAGGAAGGGUUACAUUUAUGACUACUUGAAUAAGGGAGAAGUGUCUUUGUGGAACGAAACUUUCAACUUUACCAAGGCUGCAUCGUUGUUGGAUAUUAAGACUGUCAUUCCAACAAUUCUUGGUAUGCCGCUGUAUCUGGAUAGCAAAGCAACUGGAUACUUGCAGCUCGAUGCAGGAAGUAUUGUCACCUAUAAAACUGAGCAUCCAAUUUAUGAUUCUCUUCCCACGUGGAUCCAGAAAUUGUUCGGUUACGAGGAGGAAAAGAUGGUCAACAUAUAUGGAGAAAUUACACCAAAGUUCUCUGUUGCAAUGGAUGUUGAAUUUGUACUGGAUGCAUAUGAUUAUCAGCCAAAGCUUGGUUUCUUUGCUAACGCAACAUCCAACUUCACACAACGUAUAGAAGCCAAAGCAUUUACUAACUAUACUACAAGCAUUGAGAUUCUUGAAACACCCCACGAAUUAUGGCUUCUAAAUUCCAGCUACACACCAUUUGCUGAAGUGGAUGGUCAGUGGUAUAUACUUGGUGUUGAAACAAGAAACAACACUCAGAUCUAUGAACCUAUUGGUGCUGACUUUGUAGGCAUUGAUGUUUUCUCUAAUAUCAGUUACCCCAACACUAGCAUGCUUCCAAUGGCUCCCCUGUUUCCUCUCUCUGGACCAGCCAAUUUCACAGUUAUUUUGAUGAACUUUAACCAGACAGUAAGGAAGCUCAAUUUUACAGUGUGGAAUGAGACAGAAAUGAGUUGGGCCAGCGGUCAAAUUAACACAAGUUUGACAGGAGUCGGAUCUAACAAGUGGAUCAAUUCAUCACUGUGGUGGAAUGAUUCAUCACUGGGCUGGAUGCUUGGUUUUGAUAAGUUGAUGGAGUUUGCUGCUCUUGGUUCUGAUAAAUGGACAAGUAUGUUCAACUGGUCAUUGUCCAGUCUUCCAGUCAAUGCCAGCAGUUCGUUCAAUAUCACUUCUGAAGUCUUCUACCCAUCUGCCUUUGAAGGCAAACUUUCCAUCAACACAACCUUUUCAAACUUAACUGGCAUUUCCAAAUUCAAUCGUACAUACUUCUAUGCCACUGCCAUGCACAGGCGAUAUAAUGACACAAUGAGUGCUCUCAUCAGGUUGCCAGAGUUUGAAAUCUUUACCAAUGGCUCUCUCAAGCAGAAGAAGUUUUGGAAGCUAUUUGCUAAAGGUUACGUUGAAGGAAGUCAGGAGCAUUUUGUUUUUGUCAAUGGCACUAUAGACGGAUUGAAAGUCAAUGCUACCAUCGAGUCCAGUUUGUUUAGAAUCCCAGAAAUGAGGUUUUUGAAUCUUGAUAAGAUCUAUGGAAGCGUCAACCUUUCAUUCCCAAUUUUCAAUCCUGUGUGUCAAGUUUUCAAGAACCACUUUAUCACAUUUGAUGGCUUGAAGUACACAUACAAUCUCAGUCCAUCUUGUGAGUAUGUAUUGGCGCGGCACAGGCAUCUCAAUGACACAUUUGCCAUCACCAUUCAUGAUACUGUUGUUAAAGUUUACAUCAAUGGCAACGUAUAUGAACUUACACCUGACAGCACUCAGUUGAAGGUAGACGGUGUCUGGAAAUCUCUCCCAUAUACUCUCCAGCAUGUAGUAGACGUACGUACAGUGACACACGGCACACAACGCUAUGUCUAUUUUAAUGCAUUUGCUGGACUUGAUGUAUACUACAACAGAGGUGACUUUGUUAUCUCAAUUGAUCGAUUGUACAGCAACCAGGUAGCUGGACUUUGUGGCAAUGCCAACUCUACUGGAACAUACGAUGAUGAAAUGAGAACACCGUCUUGGAAGUUGGCUCCUUCUCUUGAGGCAUUUACUCAAAGCUGGAUUGUACCAAAAAGUCAGUGCACAAAAGAACCCGCACUAGUGAGAACCCCAGUCACCAUAACACCAACUGUCAUGCCAGACACACUUCAGUUUUGUACCAAGUUGUUCAAUGAAGUUCUAGCUGAUGGCUAUCAUGUCGUCAAUAUUACACCAUUUUAUGAUGCUUGUGUUCAUGAGAAGUCGUUGGGACGUGAGGUUAAGCCAGUCGUGAAGGCCUAUGUCCUGGCUGCCAAGAUGGAAACUGUCUCCAUUUAUGGUUGUAAGUAUGACCUCUGGAGCAACUGGAGUGAGUGCAAAGGCAACGAACAGUUCAGAACACGAACGGUUUCUUACAGCUAUCUGCAAAACGCAUGUCUGGAUCAAAGAGAAGCCAGAAUCUGUGAUAAUGAGUUCGACAUCCAUCCAGAGUGCUCAAUCUUGCAGAAACGUUGGAAACAUAAGUUUCAAGACAAAGUCUGCAGAUCAGAGAUGAAAUUCCCUGCUUGCAGUGGCAACUGUGAAACUGUGUAUUCAUCUGAAAGAGAGGAUGUCACCGUACGCUGUGCUACCAGUGACAUGUUGACUGAUGAUCUUCUGAAGAAUGGUGAACCCAAAACUCUUUCUCUGAGCAGAGUGGUGGGCUGCCACAAACUUGAGUAGACUGCGCAUGUUGUCAGACAUUGAUUUGUUUGUUUGUCUGCCUUGGUGUUUGUUUGUCAGUUUGAAGAACACAUGAGUGUUAGCAUGAAAA